AUGGAAGGAUCCUCAAAUAAGAUCACAAAACUUACUCAGACAAUUCCUGACGAUCUGGUGGAGCACAUCAUCUCCAUGUAUCUUCCAGUGCAAUCUCUUUUACGAAAUCCUAUACAAUCUCGUGACUUCGACUUCAGUGGAAUAUAUUCUAGAAGACGUCGUCGUAGUCAGUCAGAGGUUGUGAGCAUCAUCGAGAAAGUAUUCAAUGAAUACAAAGGAUCGGAGAUUGACAGGUUAGUUUUGGUUAUCAAUCAUCUUGGUGUAGAAGAUAAAGUCAUCUCGUGGAUCAAUACAUGUCUUGAUAAAAACAUCAAAGAUAUCGCCCUAGAUUUCUCCAAAUCCAAAAAAGUUAUGGAGAUCCCGAUCAACUUCUCGGAUUUGGAGAGUCUACAAGAUUUGAAGCUGCGCUCAUGUAAAUUUGAGAUACCUGACAACACUCCAAAAGGUUUAAGGCUCUUGAGGAUGCUCUCACUUAUGCGGUGUGAGGUGAAGAAAGAGACGAUAGUUGCAAUUUUCAGCAACUGCUUCCACCUCGAGUCGUUGGAACUAACCGAAUGCCGGAUGGAUGGUAUGUUGAGCAUCCAGGCUAAGGAUCACAAGAAAUUCAAGUCGCUUGUUUUGUCUUCUAUGCGAGGGCUUUGGAACAUCCAUUUGGAUGCACCCUCUUUAGAAAUCUACAAAUACAAUGGAUAUGUCAUUCCAUUUAACUUUGAGAGAACAUAUGCACUUAAAGACGUAAACCUCCAUUACAAUCGGAACUUUAGUCCGAGUUAUUACGAUAGAAGUUUCUUUGUGGUUAUUAACAUGAGGUUCUUUAUAAACGUUUCUGUCCUCGCAGCAACAACAAUCUUUCUUGAGGUAAAUUAA
Messenger RNA from Camelina sativa (false flax), 867 nucleotides. The record is from RefSeq and is a predicted model, not a curated record. NCBI's taxonomy places the organism in Eukaryota, Viridiplantae, Streptophyta, Magnoliopsida, Brassicales, Brassicaceae.